AUGGCGAGAGAAACCCCUGCGAGGCUCACCACGACGCCGUGGGACAUGUUCAUGUUCGUGCUCACCUACAUCGCCGCUGUCUUCAUCACUCUCGUCGACGCUGAGGCAUGCAACACCACUACCGUGUCCCUCAUGGUCACAGUGACAGACCUCGUCUCCUUGCCAAACACUGCAACGGUCACAGUCACUCAAUUCGACCCAGCACCGGAAGGGUUGCCUCCAUUUCUCUCCACCAACGCCACUGGUACCUUGACUCUGACCGAACUCACCACUAUCACGGCAAGUGGCAGCGAGAUCGACCCGCAGACCGCCUCAGUCGUAGACUCUAGCUCGACUAGUACCAUGACAGUCUUCUCAACUACGACCUUGGCUCUCUCUUCUGUGACCAGUACUGUGACCGAUUCCGAUGACUCUGAGGCACCUGCUGCCAGCGGUACUCGCGUGUCUGUCCCGGAGACUCUCAGUCUGAUGUUCCCGACAGUGACCUUCGGUGUUCCCUGCGAUGCCACUGCGAGCUGCAAUGCCACCACUGAGGCUCCAAUCCCGGUCAGCAACAUGACUUCAACUUACACAAUGACUGUCACCGAAUCUGUCCAUGUUGGCGCGACUCCGUCAAACCCUUCGCCAUCCUGGGGUGCUCCGGAUGUUGGCACUUCAAGUCCACCAUUUCCCAAUACCACGAUCGAGCCAACCUUCCCCUUCUCGAUUUUGCCCCUGCCAUCAGACUGGAGUGUUGCAUCCUCAGUCACCAAGAGCCUCACGACACUACACAACGGCACUGAAACAAUUUGGGCCUGGACAACAGUCACUCUCCCCAGCAAUGGCGCCAUCAUGGCUACUGUCGAGCCCAUCGCCUCGGUCUUGAGUGAAGCCUCCUCACUUCUCGGUGAGGCUUCCUCAGUGAUCGCGACAAAAACACAGUCCGUUACCGUCACAGACAUUGCUUCAAUCUUGAGCGAAGCCUCUUCACGUCUCAGUGGCGCUUCAUCAAUAAUCGCGACCAAGACACAGUUCACCACCGUCACGGAUGUUGCCUCGGUCCUCAGUGCUGCAGUUUCGCACCUCAGCGUCGCCUCUGCCCAGAUUGCGACCAAGACUUCUGAUGCUGACGCUGCCACUUUCACCGUGACAGUCUUUACCACCAUCUCCAAGACCGUCGAUGCUGCUGCCGAGCCUACUGGCUUUGCCGUCAACGUGACCUUACCGGCUUCUGAGACACAAGCUACACAGCCGGCAGUUUUCACCGUGACCUCAGUUGUCACUCCGCAGUACACCAACUCGACUUCGACGACCACGGUCUUCAGCACAAUCCCUGCCAUUGCUCCUAGCAAUUCAACCACCUUUGUCUUUGUGUCCACCAUCGUCACUGCUGGUUUCUCUGAUGUCACCACUGUACCAGGUCCUGUCACAGGAGGCAAUAGCACCGCCACUGCUCACGCCAGCAAGGUGACCUCGUACGUCUCAAGCAAUUCCACUGUCUCUGCGACGGCAUCUGUGUCGACUGCCUUGCCCCUCUUCAACGGCACCUUGAAUGGGUCAGCAUCAUCAUUGCGCGCUCCCCAAAUCUUCAGCCUCUUCAGCAUGCUCCUUGACAAGAAGAAGAGCCUCGUCGGUGCUGUCAACGCAGGUGUUCCGGUGUUCUCGAACCAUCCCACCGUUACACUCUCGAAUGAUGGCGGUGAACCUGUCAAGAGAGCUGAACUUCCGACCCUUCCGGUCGCCUCGCUUGUGGUCCCGUUUUCAGAGCUGUCGGCCAGCCCGAUCAGUUCGGUGCCCGCACAUCCUGCACCCGUGUCCAUCUCUGUGAGCAUCAGCACCACAACCGAGUCCUGCAACUGCACCGCAAUGCACAACGGCACUGGUAGUACAACCCUCGCACGUGGCAGUACGACGAUCACGCUUCCCACGACCGUGCUGGACACAUCGACCAUCUUCUCCACAUUGACGACCUCGCUCGCCAAUGCUACCACGCCACUUUUCAACAUCUCGACGUCCGCCUCCACCAACGCGUCGUUCUCAGCGCUGAACACCACGUCCAUGGCCUCGUCGAGCACACACUCACCACCUGCAUUCGGCUCGCUCGUCAACAGCAGCACAACAACCACGACGUCGGCGUCCAUGCACGUCAUCACGACACAUCCAACAAUCACGGUAACCCACACCACCAGUGCCGUGACGGCCACGGCCACGGCGUCCUCGGACGUCGGUCGCGUCGAGAUCACCGUCGGCUUGUUGAUCCUCGUCGCCGUGGGCGCUUGGUUCGUGCUGUGA
Messenger RNA from Cladophialophora carrionii CBS 160.54, 2271 nucleotides. RefSeq lists its product as uncharacterized. NCBI's taxonomy places the organism in Eukaryota, Fungi, Ascomycota, Eurotiomycetes, Chaetothyriales, Herpotrichiellaceae. The coding region runs from base 1 to 2271 and encodes 756 amino acids. The transcript is spliced from 5 exons. The record is from RefSeq and is a predicted model, not a curated record.